This is a messenger RNA of Malania oleifera, 864 nucleotides long. RefSeq lists its product as uncharacterized. The record is from RefSeq and is a predicted model, not a curated record. The coding region runs from base 187 to 684 and encodes 165 amino acids. NCBI's taxonomy places the organism in Eukaryota, Viridiplantae, Streptophyta, Magnoliopsida, Santalales, Ximeniaceae. The transcript has a single exon.
UACCGCAUUACCCAUUUCCCCUUUUCCUUCGUUUUCUCCCACUCGUCUAUCGGUAUCCAAACAAGUCUGACUCGCACGAGGCCACAACCUUACAGAGCUGAACUCCUGCAGAAUCUGGCGGCAGAGCCCAAUUGAUUCAACCCUCCGAACAGAUAAUCGUUCCUGGUUCAUAGUUCAUACAUAUCCAUGUCUCCGACUACAGUUCUAGUCCUCUGUUUUCUCUGUAUCUUCUCGUCGGCUGCGGCAUCGGCCGCCGGCGACGGCGAACUCACGGCCUACGAAAUUCUCCAACGAUACGAUUUCCCUGUGGGUCUUCUUCCGAAGGGCGUAACGGGCUACGAUCUUGACCCCGCCACGGGCCAAUUUUCCGCUUAUUUGAACGGGACUUGCAGCUUUUCUCUCGAGGGCUCGUACCAGCUCAAAUACAGGCCGACCAUUCGUGGGCUCAUCGCCAAAGACAGAAUCACUAAGCUUAACGGUAUCAGCGUGAAGGUUCUGUUCCUGUGGCUCAACAUUGUGGAGGUCGUUCGGAGCGGCGAUGAGCUCGACUUCUCUGUGGGGAUUGCGUCGGCGAAUUUCCCGAUUGACAACUUCGAGGAGUGCCCGCAGUGUGGGUGUGGCUUGAAUUGCGUUAAUGGGCAAGUAAGCAAGCUUAGAACGAACCCUUUUGUUGCUUCAGUUUAAAAUUUAAAUAAGGAAUUAGUAGUUGCAAUUAGAGAUGUCGGUGGAAUUUGAAUAAUGGGUUUUUUGAACUAGGGGCGAAACGAGGCGGGUCUUUGCAAAAAAAAAGUUGAAUUUUAUUUGUUUCGCUUUGGUUGGAACUGGAUUUACGUAUAUGUUAUAUAGUUUAUGCUUUGGUUAGAA